Messenger RNA from Phialemonium atrogriseum, 1071 nucleotides. Its product is annotated as alcohol dehydrogenase. Gene Ontology annotation, molecular function: zinc ion binding; oxidoreductase activity. The transcript has 4 exons. Lineage: Eukaryota; Fungi; Ascomycota; Sordariomycetes; Cephalothecales; Cephalothecaceae. The coding region runs from base 1 to 1071 and encodes 356 amino acids. The record is from RefSeq and is a predicted model, not a curated record.
AUGACGGGCCUAGUAUCAGAAGCCGUGGCGCCAGCGACUGCAGUCAAGGGGAAGACCCCGAAGCUGAUGAAGGCAGCGAUGAUCGUCGAGUUCAACAAGCCACUCAAAAUUAUCGACGAUGCCCCCGUUCCCCAGCCCGGACCAAACCAGAUCCUGGUCCGCAUCACCGCAUCGUCUCUCUGCAUGAGUGACAUCAUGGGCUACCAGGGCCUGACGCAGAGCCCGCUGCCUUAUUGCGGCGGUCACGAGCCCGUCGGGGUCGUCGAGGGGCUCGGUCCCGGGGUUGUCGGCUUCAAGGCGGGCGACCGGGUUGGCUUCAUGCCUGCUUCACGCAGCUGCCAGGACUGCCCAGAGUGCCUGUCGGGAAAUCAUCGAUUCUGCGCCGCGAGGACCUCGGUCGGCUUCAGCGGCCCCUACGGAGGCUUCUCCGAGUACUGCCUCUCGGAUCCGCUGUCGACUGUAAAGAUCCCGGACGGAAUCUCCGACGAAGCUGCGGCUCCGCUGUUCUGCGCCGGAGUGACUGCGUACGGCGCGGUCAAGAAGGCGGCUCAGAGGCAGGUCGGUGGGAGUGUGGUCAACAUCAUCGGCUGCGGAGGUGUCGGCCAUCUGGCCAUCAUGUACGCCAAGGCAAUGGGAUUCAGUGUCACGUCAAUCGAUAUCGCCGACGAGAAGUUGGAGCUUGCCACUCGAUGCGGCGCGGACGUUGUGAUCAAUUCUCUAAAAACACCCAAGCAGAAGAUCCCACAGGCUGCGACGACAAUCGUCAUCAGUGGAGCGACGCAAGCCUAUUCCUUCGCGCUGGAUGUCACUCAGAAUCACGGCACUAUCAUUGGUGUUGGCGUACCGCACGGCCUGAUUUCAUGCGAUAUGACUCAAAUGAUACUCCGCGACGUAUCUCUGAUCCCGACCAACCAGGGAUCAAAGCUAGAACUCUACGAGUCCCUGCAGCUUGCCGCUCUGAAGGGCAUCGAGCCGGUGGGAGAGACAAAGAACAUCAAGGAGAUCAACCAGGGGUAUGAGGACAUGAAGGCGGGAAAGAUCGUAGGGAGAAUUGUCUAUACUUUCGACUAG